Messenger RNA from Darwinula stevensoni, 1339 nucleotides. Lineage: Eukaryota; Metazoa; Arthropoda; Ostracoda; Podocopida; Darwinulidae. The record is from the annotation of a GenBank genome assembly.
GUUCAAGUAUAUCUGAAAAGUCGCUUCGUCAACGCCGUCAUCCAAUUCGAAAUAUGCGCAAGGCAAGUCUGGGGGUGGGGAGGAGAGUGGCAUUUUCUUCCUUCUUGCCGAAGGGAUACCCAACGACAUAGGAAACCUCAGGAAUCAUCAUGGACUAGAGGAAGGUCGCGAUGAUGUGUUCGGCCAAAGCCACUCACAUGGAAGAAGGCAAGGGCGUUUGAAAGUUGUUCCUGACUCGGCAGUGUUUAUGUUGAUUCCUCUCCCAGUCGUGCACUUGCUGUGAUAUCACAUCAGCCCUCGACUCCUUCUCCCCUAUACGCACUCUCCUUUACCAUGGAACCCUUUGGAAGUGGAGAGGCGCCAGCAAAAAAGGGGUUUGACUAUAGAUUCAUCCGGAGGUAUGUGGGACCAGUCCGAGCCGUCAUUUUCGACUGGGCAGGUACUGUGGUUGAUUGCGGUGUGUUUGGCCCGACGGAAGGGUUCAAGGAACUUUUCGAAGAGGAAGGCGUUCCUAUUUCCGACCAUGAGGCUAGAGAACCCAUGGGUGUGCAUAAGAAGGUGCACAUCGAAAAAAUACUUUCCAUGAAUGGCGUGAAAGAGCGGUGGCGAGCGAAGAAGGGCACUGUGCCUACUUUCCAAGACGUGGAUCGCAUAUAUGAAAAGUUCAUUCCGAAAAACGUCGAGAGCAUUGCCAGGCAGUCCCACGUUAUCCAUGGAGUUCCCCAACUAUUGGGAAGGCUGCGCAGCGAGUUCGGGGUGAAAAUAGGAUCUUGCACUGGUUAUACACAUCCCAUCAUGAACAACCUAAAGGUGAAGCAGGGACCGAUACCUCCAAUCAUGGUGAAGGCGGAAGCUGAAGGAUUCAAGCCAGACGCCAUCGUCAUGUCUGAUGAAGUACCAGAAGGAAGACCCAAGCCAUACAUGAUAUAUCUCAACGCACUAAGGCUGCAAGUUCAACCCAUGGAAGCCAUCAUCAAGGUCGACGAUACAACGGAAGGGAUCAAGGAAGGAUUGGCUGCAGGCUGUUGGACCGUCGGAAUCGCCAAAACGGGAAACUAUGUGGCUGCAUCAGAAGAGGACCUGGAGAAGAUUGACAGCAGAGAAUUAAACCAGAGACUGGAGCGGGCCUAUGGGAUCCUGUAUGGGGCUGGGGCUCAUUUCGUCAUCGACUCUGUCCUGGAUCUUCCCCGCGUCAUCAGAGACAUCAAUGAGAGACUCUCUCAUGGUGACAGACCUUGAACUAAAAUACACGGGAUCCAGUGUAUGCGUCCGUUUCUUCAGCUUUCAUAUCAUCUUCUGUAACUCACACAUGUCCAGGUUUAUAAAGGGAUGAGGCAUU